This is a messenger RNA of Centropristis striata (black sea bass), 2003 nucleotides long. RefSeq names its product oocyte zinc finger protein XlCOF6-like. The record is from RefSeq and is a predicted model, not a curated record. The transcript has 5 exons. Gene Ontology annotation, biological process: regulation of transcription by RNA polymerase II. Lineage: Eukaryota; Metazoa; Chordata; Actinopteri; Perciformes; Serranidae. Gene Ontology annotation, cellular component: nucleus. Gene Ontology annotation, molecular function: RNA polymerase II transcription regulatory region sequence-specific DNA binding; DNA-binding transcription factor activity, RNA polymerase II-specific. Bases 416 to 1444 code for a protein of 342 amino acids.
UGGCUUUUUGAACUGUUUACAAAGACUUGAGUCAAAAUAAAUCACGAUUUCUCAUAUAUGUGCAGCUAUAAAAUACAAAGGCACAUCACGAAACUGACAAUCAGGCAAUGCGAUUCAAAAUUCUGUUAAAAUAUAAUUUUAUGCGCAAACUCGUCUCGCUUUCAAUUGUACCUGCUUGACGAGCGUUGCCUCCGUUCUCCUUUUAACGAGCUCAGGCCUCAAGUUAGCUGUUUUGUUUUGUCUUUGUCUAAUUACCUGUAUCCCAGACGUAAACAAAAUUCAGCCUCUAAUCAGGCGUGUAUUUAUAUUAGAAAUUCAACACUAUCCCAAUCUCCAAUCUUUGAUUAUUUAGCUGAAACAUCAUGAUGCCUCCAACGCGGCUCCAUGUGACUGAGUGGUGUCUGGAAGCAUUAGCAUGGAAAUGUUGAAGAUAGAGCAAGUCAUCGUUGGGAGCGAGAGGAGUUCAACCUCAGCGGAGAUCAAGUCUGAGCCCGUAGUCGCCCCUGUGCCGUCCUAUCAGCAUGAGAGUCUGCAGUGUUUUCAGUGCUUCAUCACUUUCUGCAACUCCAAAGCCAAGGAGAGACACAUGAGGAAGAGUCACCGGGACCAGUACAAACUGCAGCUGCAGCAGACUAAUACAGUCUUCACUUGCUAUAAGUGCGACCAGAGCUUCCCCUACUCUGAGGAGCUCACCAGGCACCAGGCCACUCACAGCAGAGAGGAGAAGCCCUUCCUUUGUGGUUACUGCCGGAAAAAAUUCUUCACUUUCACUGAGCUGAACAAACACAGACGACAUGAGUGCAUAGAACGACGGUGUCCCUGCAGGGACUGUGGCUCCUUGUUCCCCAGCCCUUCGCGCCUUCGCAACCAUCGUCUUGCAGUGCACCCCCAGAGCCCCACAGCCGCUAAUGACAUAAACACUUACCAGUGCUGCAAAUGUAGUAGUAGUUUCCUGACAGAAGAAGAGCUCCUGGAGCACCAGGAGAGAUUUGCCAAUGAUGUUAACUGUGACGUUAAGCCACCGGGCAAAAAACGUGGUCGCAAACCCAAGAACGCAACUCAAGAAGUUGAGAGCAAGAAGAUCAAACAAGAAGAGGAAGCGGAAUACAAUGACUCUGCGACGGAGGAUUGUCCCUCCAAUGAGCUGCCACCAGAGCUUAAGAUUCCUUGUUCUGAAGCAAACUGUGACCUCAUAUUCCCUUCUGUCACAGCCCUGAGGGCACACAAGAGGGAGGCACAUGGGUCUAAUCCCCGCAGUGCUCACACAUGCACAGAGUGUGACGAAAGCUACACACGGCCUGAGCAGCUCAAAGCACACAUGGCCAGCCAUCACAACUCUGGAUACACCUGCCCCACCUGUGGAAAGAGCUUUGCACGAGAGAGCAUCCUAAAGACCCACCAGAACACCCACACUGUAGGAGAGGAGGAGGCGGGAACAAGAUAAUAUAUGGCAAAACAACUGACUUCAUCCUACAUCCUUCAGUUAAAUGAUUGUCAGAGUGUUUCAUACCACAUUCUGUUUAGUGUAGGUAGAAGGUUUUCAUGUGAAUAUUUCAGUGUGAGAGUUUUCGAAGCAAGGUUAUGUAACACACGAUUUAUGGAGAUUGUUUCUGGAAUGCUGUUUUUCAGUUGCCUUUAGAAAGACAUCCUACUCUUGUGAAUAAAACUCUCUACCAAUCUGUACAUAAUUAUGAUUUAUGCCCACUAUAAGCUCAAGUCACAAGGCCCUUUUCUGCUGUCUAUAUUACCUCAAUUGUACCUGGAAUGUUUUUUAUUCAUGCAGACUUACUAGCUUAUUCUCCUUCACGUGUAUCGAACUGUACUGUUUUCAAGACAUACACAUAAGAGUGACAAUUACAUGGAGAAUGUAAGUCCUUCACAUGAUGAAAUCCAAAAUCUGAUAAAUGGGCCAGUAUAUAGGAUUCUGUACUAAGGGACUUCAAUAAUGUAAUCUGCAGGUCUUAUUUUCUCUUUCAAAAAAGUAAAUCAUGUUGCAUUCAGCA